Coregonus sp. 'balchen' is the source of this 9295-nucleotide messenger RNA. The record is from the annotation of a GenBank genome assembly. Lineage: Eukaryota; Metazoa; Chordata; Actinopteri; Salmoniformes; Salmonidae.
AUGUGGAUUAGGAUGUCAUACCCUCUCCUCCCCAUGUUCUCUCCUCAGAGCCAGGCAGAGGCCCACUAUAAGGGGAACCGCCACGCUCGGAGGGUAAAAGGCAUUGAGACCUCCAAGACUCGCCCCCAGGAAGGUGACAAGCCGGCCGCUCCCCCCACCGCCUCCCCCUCUCCACCAGGCCCCUCACCAUCCAGCCCAGGCCCUGACCCUAGCAAACAGGGUAAGCACCAUCUAUGCUCUACACCGCACACACACAUGCUGAACCCACACAGAGAUAUAACCUAAAUACACACACAUUUCAGUCUGUGUGUGUGUAAAGUACAGCUGUUUAGUCAGAUGUCAGGGGUGAAACAGAAUAGAGUCUUACAGGGGGUUGUCUGCUAAGAGACGCCUCUGUCAGCACUGACAAGGAUCAGCUUCCCAGGCAUCAGUCACUGGGAUUGGCCAGCAGAGGAGAGGAGGGUGGUGGGGAGGGAGGGAGGGCUGUCAUCAGAUUGGGAAAAAAAACUGAGGCACCACAGAGAGCUUCCCCUGACACAUACUGUCACACAGGAAAGACUGGGAGAGAAAAAACUGGCAGAUUUGAUUGUGUCUGUGGUUAAAUACUAUCUAGUAUGAGGAUGCUGUUCUGAUGAUUUUUCCAUAAAGGCUCUAUUUGCUCUCAAAACGUGUAUUUUGUUUAUGUCUUGGUUCAAUUGGCAGGCAAGAUGACCCUGUGCUACAUACAGUGGUUAACCUGCAAUAACAUUAAGAGUACUGUGCUGUUCUACUGACCCUCCUUUAACACUCUCCAACCUGAAUAACCUGACAUGACCAAGGUAUUCCUCCUACCCCGACUCACUCCAGAUGGGGGAGACAGAUGUGUGGCCCCCUGGGGCAGAGUUUUGACCCUGUAGGUUCAGACAUAGUACUGUACUAGUGCCGCAGCACCAUCAUUAUCAUCCUCAUCAUAAUAUUAUCUGGUGUGCUCUACACAAUAUGGUAGAAAACAUUCUAUUUACUAUCUGUUCUCUUCACAGAUGACGUCCAGUCCUGCCCACAUUCAAACGGCUCAGACGUGACACCCAGCCCCAUCCCCAUGUUUGUCCCAGACACCCCCCUGCUCCCUGUGUGUCCAUCCCUGCCCCCUCUGAGUACACCCAUGCCCACCACCUCCACCCCCUUCCCGGCCCUUUGUGCCCCCCAGGUGGACACCCCCAUGGCGGGUCCCCCUGACACCCCGUCCCCGGCCCCCAGCCUCUCUUCAGGGGAGUCUGAGGAGGACAAGGCCAAGAAGCUGCUCUACUGUUCACUGUGCAAAGUGGCCGUCAACUCCCUCUCUCAGCUAGAGGCGCACAACAAAGGUAAGGCUCCAUCCAAAGACAGAACUGAUAACGCAAUGUGUAAUAAAGUCUAUAGUCAUUGAGCGUUCCAGCCUAGAUAGAUAUUGCCUUUGCAGCAGGCUCAAAUUUAGCCACACAAAGUGACACUUGAGUCUUUACAAACACAUUGUAUGUGUUCUUCACGGCCUGAUCUCUGAUAUUGACUCAUGGGAUACCACUGUCACACAAAAAUAUAUUUUCUUCCACUCAAUGAUUUAUGAAUACACUGCAAACCACGGCUAAGCCAUCGCGGUUGAAUAACUUCACAAGGCCAAAUGUUGCAAUAUUAAGCCAGGGCUUCUGAUGCACACACAUAAUACACAAACAUAAACUAAGUCACACUCUCAGGGAAGAAGAGUCACCAAUGAAUAUUUCAGUGUGUUCAAGGCUAGAGGAACCAGCUCAACUCAAAUGACACAAGAACAGCUUGGCUUUCAUCCACCACAUAGAGAGACAGGACAAUCCUUCUAUGUGUCUGGGUCAUUUUAAAUAGCAUUUAAUCAGCUACAGUUUCUUUUAGUUACAAUGCAUCAUUUUAGUAGAUGCUCUUAUCCAAAGUGACUUACAGUACUGAGUGCAUAGAUUUUCAUUCGUACUGGUCCCCCAAGGAAAUCGAACCCACAACCCUGGCGUUGUAAGUGGCAUGCUCUACCAACUGAGCCACAUGGGACAACUAGUUAUGUUUGUGUUACCUAAAGCCAUCCCUCUAAAACACAUACCUGGAAGUAAUUACAUAUACGUAGUUACUGACAUCCAUGAUUACAAACUGGCAGGUUACCAGAAUAUGACUGUUAUGUUUAAUGAUGCACAGUGCAUAAAACAUUAUGUAUACGGAGUCAAAUAACUAGUUGCACAUAUAGUCAUUUGGGCUUGUCCACAGUUAUGAACACACACUAAGGAGAUUCCACAUUUGUGAGGGCCUGAUUUAAAAUAUACAAAUGUGGGUUGUUGAGCUAUAAACAGUAUCCAAGCAAUUGUACAGGGCGUGAGUAAAUAGUUUUGGUAUUUAAAGAAAACAGUCUGGAAAUGGUUUUGAAAAUGGUUAAUGAACUUAGGCCAUUGAGUGAGCUGCCAGAGUUGGGCUUCUAAAAAGAAAAAGCAUGUGUGCUUGUAAAGAGGGAUCAAUCAGGAAAGAAAACAGUAUAGAGGAGGGGAGGAUGAAGAGAGAAGAUGAGAGUAGAAUUGGAUGAGAAGAAGUACAUUCAGGUAACUUCCAAAAUAAGGAAACACCAACAUAAAGUGUCUUAAUAGGGCGUUGGGCCACCAUGAGGCGCCAGUACAGCUUCAAUGCACCCUGGCAUAGAUUAUAAAUUUACAAGUGUCUGGAACUCUAUUGGAGGGAAUGCGACACCUUUCUUCAACAAGACAUUCCAUCAUAUGGUGUUUUGUUGAUGGUGGUGGAAAAGGCUGUCUCAGGCGCCACUCCAGAAUGUCCCAUAAGUGUUCAAUUGGGUUGAGAUCCGGUGACUGAGACACACACACACACACACCCUUUAAACCCCCUAUGCUCCUUUGAGACCCCGCUUUCAAAGUCACUGACAUUUCUUCUUCUAGCCAUUUUUAUCCAUGACCCUAAGCAUGAUGGGAUGUUAAUUGCUUAGUACACUCAGGAACCACACCUGUGUGGAAGCACCAAGCUGUCACGCCCUGUCUCUGGGGACUCUAAUAUGUUGAGCCAGGGUGUGUAAAGUCUAUGUGUGUUGUUCUAGGUUUCACAUUCUGGUAUUGUGGUUCUAUGUUGGCCAGUGUGGUUCUCAAUCAGAGGCAACGUGAUUCAGCUGUUGCUUGUUGUCUCUGAUUGAGAACCAUACUUUAGCAGCCUGUUUCCCCACAGAGUUUGUGGGAUCUUGUUUCUAGUCUGUUGUGUUAGACCGUGAACUGUCACGUUUUCGUUUUGUUGGUUUUGAUCGUGUCUCUAUUAAAGAGUAUGUUUGCCUGCAACGCUGCGCCUUGGUCCUCAUCUCUAAGCAACGAUCGCGACAGAAGAUCCCACCAAGACUGGACCAAGCAGCAAGUCCAGGAGCCAGCGCCUGAGAGAUCUCUAGCGGAUCUCCUUCGCCUCCUCGACUGGGUCAAGCCAUGUGAGGAAGAGAGGGGCUUGACGUGGAGGCAGAAGGGCGAAAGGCUGGCGAGGAGCAUGGAGACCUGGUCCACGGGUAGGAGUGAAGCCCAUAAAUGUUUUAGGGGGGGGCUAACGCCGUGGACGACGGGGCAGCAGGAGGCCGCCAGGUUACGGGAGUCACUGGUCACCAGGGGGAAGGAGGAUGUAGAGGCACGGCGAGAGGUACUGGCGUGUGUUGCCAGUCCGGUCCGGCCUGUUCCUGAUCCCCACGUAGGGCCAGUGGUGUGUGUUCCCAGUACGGUCCGGCCUGUUCCUGCCACUCGCACCAAGUCAGUGGUGCGCGUCGUCAGCCCGGUCCGGCCCAUUCCUGCUCCCCGCACCAAGUCAGUGGUGCGUUUCGUCAGCCCAGCUCGGCCCGUUCCUGCUCCCCGCACCAAGUCAGUGGUGCGCUUCGUCAGCCCGGUCCGGCCCGCUCCUGCUCCCCGCACCAAGUCAGUGGUGCGUUUCGUCAGCCCGGCGCGGCCCGCUCCUGCUCCCCACACCAAGCCAGUGGUGUGCGUCGUCAGUCCGGCACGACCCGUGCCUGUUCCACCGGUGGCUGGUCCGGCACCGGUCAGAUGCUUCACGCCGGAGCUAGAGCAAUCCGCUCCACCAGUGUGCAGUCCAGCUCCGGCCAGCGGGGCCAGACCGGACCAGGGGUACUUUGGGGGGUUGGAGAGGGAGCGGGGAUCAGGCCCGGAGCCGGAUCCGCCGCCUAAGCGGAGUGCCCACCCGGUCCCUCCCCUGUGGUGUUUGGUGGGCGCGGUCGGAGUCCGCGCCUUUAGGGGGGGGUACUGUCACGCCCUGGCUCUGGGGACUCUAAUAUGUUGAGCCAGGGUGUGUAAAGUCUAUGUGUGUUGUUCUAGGUUUCACAUUCUGGUAUUGUGGUUCUAUGUUGGCCAGUGUGGUUCUCAAUCAGAGGCAACGUGAUUCAGCUGUUGCUUGUUGUCUCUGAUUGAGAACCAUACUUUAGCAGCCUGUUUCCCCACAGAGUUUGUGGGAUCUUGUUUCUAGUCUGUUGUGUUAGACCGUGAACUGUCACGUUUUCGUUUUGAUCGUGUCUCUAUUAAAGAGUAUGUUUGCCUGCAACGCUGCGCCUUGGUCCUCAUCUCUAAGCAACGAUCGUGACACAAGCACCUGCUUUCAAUAUACUUUGUAUACCUCAUUUGCUCAUGUGUUUCCUUUAUUUUGGCAGUUACCUCUAAUGUAAACUCAGCAAAAAAAGAAAUGUCCUCUCAUUGUCAACUGCGUUUAUUUCCAGCAAACUUAACGUGUAAAUAUUUGUAUGAACAUAACAAGAUUCAACAACUGAGACAUAAACUGAACAAGUUCCACAGACAUGUGACUAACAGAAAUGGAAUAAUGUGUCCCUGAACAAAGGGGUGGUCAAAAUCAAAAGUAACAGUCAGUAUCUGGUGUGGCCACCAGCUGCAUUAAGUACUGCAGUGCAUCUCCUCCUCAUGGACUGCACCAGAUUUGCCAGUACUUGCUGUGAGAUGUUACCAGACAAGUUCCCAGACAUUUCUGGGGGGAAUGGCCCUAGCCCUCACCCUCCGAUCCAACAGGUCCCAGACGUGCUCAAUGGGAUUGAGAUCUGGGCUCUUCGCUGGCCAUGGCAGAACACUGACAUUCCUGUCUUGCAGGAAAUCACGCACAGAACGACCUGUAUGGCUGGUGGUAUUGUCAUGCUGGAGGGUCAUGUCAGGAUGAGCCUGCAGGAAGGGUACCACAUGAGGGAGGAGGAUGUCUUCCCUGUAAUGCACAGCGUUGAGAUGGCCAGCAAUGACAACAAGCUCAGUCCGAUAAUGCUGUGACACACCGCCCCAGACCAUGACAGACCCUCCACCUCCAAAUCGAUCCCGCUCCAGAGUACAGGCCUCGGUGUAACGCUCAUUCCUUUGAAGAUAAACGUGAAUCCGACCAUCACUCCUGGUGAGACAAAACCGCGACUCGUCAGUGAAGAACACUUUUUGCCAGUCCUGUCUGGUCCAGCGACGGUGGGUUUGUGCCCAUAGGCGACAUUGUUGCCGGUGAUGUCUGGUGAGGACCUGCCUUACAACAGGCCUACAAGCCCUCAGUCCAGCCUCUCUCAGCCUAUUGCGGACAGUCCGAGCACUGAUGGAGGGAUUGUGCGUUCCUGGUGUAACUCGGGCAGUUGUUGUUGCCAUCCUGUACCUGUCCCGCAGGAUGUACCGAUCCUGUGCAGGUGUUCUUACACGUGGUCUGCCACUGCGAGGAUGUUCAGCUGUCUGUCCUGUCUCCCUGUAGCGCUGUCUUAGGUGUCUCACAGUACGGACAUUGCAAUUUAUUGCCCUGGCCACAUCUGCAGUCCUCAUGCCUCCUUGCAGCAUGCCUAAGGCAUGUUCACGCAGAUGAGCAGGGACCCUGGGCAUCUUUCUUUUGGUGUUUUUCAGAGUCAGUAGAAAGGCCUCUUUAGUGUCCUAAGUUUUCAUAACUGUGACCUCAAUUGCCUACCGUCUGUAAGCUGUUAGUGUCUUAACGACCAUUCCACAGGUGCAUGUUCAUUAAUUGUUUAUGGUUCAUUGAACAAGCAUGGGAAACAGUGUUUAAACCCUUUACAAUGAAGAUCUGUGAAAUUAUUUGGAUUUUUACGAAUUAUCUUUGAAAGACGGGGUCCUGAAAAAGGGACGUUUCUUUAUUUGCUGAGUUUAUAGACAAGACCAGGGAUGGGCAACUUUGAUGGGGGUGGGGUCCACCAAAAAUCUUAACUCAUCAUGUGGGGCCCAGUCUGCGUACCCUAGCCUUUUGGGAGCCCUAAGCUACAUUUUGUUUUGCCAGUUGCCCAUCCCUGUACUAGACUGAGAAAGGAGAGAAGGAAAUGUUCCAAAAAAAAGAGCCAAAAGGAGGUGUGAAAUGAGAGUGAACAAGAGAAAUAGGAGAUAAUGGUUUUUUAUUACAUGACAAUAACAGAGCAGGAGAUAGGUUACCAAAAGUGUUGAAUAGCCUAAUCCUGAAAAUGUUUGGGUGUGUUCUCUAGUGGCUAGUCAAUGUCACCACACUUUCUGACUCAUUAUAGUGCUUAGGCCUACUCGUCUUUCUACUGUCAAUUAGCCUACAAUGUGAUCUCGUUCACCAUAUUAUUCCGCCCAAUUAGCCUGGGGACUAGGUUAAUUACAAUGAUAGCCACAAACAAAUGAUAGUUUAAGGAACAUACUAAUACAAAUAUAUCUAAACGCUUACCUGGCUUCUGGGUGACCUAGUGCGGCCGGGUGCUCCCGGGUGCUCCCAUCCUGUGUCAUCCUAUGAUGAAAGAAAUCCUGCAAAUAAUUUUGUAAACACAAAAACAAUAUGUUAUUCAUUAAACCGAGGAAGACAAUAUAUCCUGAUAGGUAAACAGCGAGAAAGGCUUGCCUUGGGAGACUCAUUUCCAUUGACACACGCAGUAGCCUAUGGAUGUGUAGACUACUCAAAAUCUAAUUUAUGGUGCAAAAUAAUUCAAUAAUCUAAACAAAGGUCAGGGUAGCCUAUUCCAUAUUACAACUAUAUAGUUCUGUAAUUUCUUAAUAGUACAAGAAAUACAUCAAAUAUCAAAGAACAUCAUGAAAUGUAGGCCUACAUAACCCUCCACAGAGAAAAUUAAGUCAAGUAGUUAUCAGCACUAGUUUUAUCAAUGGGAUGUGAACUUACAAAAUCUACAAACAACAACAACAAAUAUUUCCUUCUCUACCACUCUCUACACGGGUGACAGGUACCAAACACAAAACCAUCCUGGAGGCGUGGAGUGGGCUGGGCCCCAUCAAAGCAUACCCUCGGCUGUGCCCUAACCUCAGCCCAGAGCAGGCAGGGGGGCUGCCCUCGGACCACAACACUCAGGAACGCACCUUCCACUGUGAGAUCUGCAACGUGAGGGUAAACUCCGAGCUGCAACUCAAACAGGUGAGUGAGUGAGCACCACGACCACUGCUCCAGAGUGAAGUUUCCCCUAGGUACAGAUCUAGGAUCAGCCAGUGGUGUAAAAUACUUAAGUAAAAAUACUUUAAAGUACUACUUAAGUAGUUUUUUUGGGGUAUCUGUACUUUACUUUACUAUUAAUAUUUUUGACAACUUUUAUUUUUACUUCACUACAUUCCUAAAGAAAAUAAUGUACUUUUUGCUCCAUACAUUUUCCCUGACACCCGAAAGUACUAGUUACAUUUAGAAUGCUCAGGCAGGACAGGAAAAUGGUCCAAUUCACGCACUUAUCAAGAGAACAUCCCUGAUCAUCUCUACUGCCUCUGAUCUGCCGUACACAAAUGCUUUGUUUAUAAAUUAUGUAAAUUAUGUCUGAGUUUUGUAAUUGCACACUGCCCCUGUCUAUCCGUAAAUGAAGGAAUUUGAAAUGAUUUAUACUUUUACUUUUGAUACUUAAGUAUAUUUUAGCAAUUACACUUACUUUUGAUACUUAAGUAUAUUUAAAACCAAAUACUUUUAGACUUUUACUCAAGUAGUAUUUUACUGGGUGACUUUCACUUUUACUUGAGUAAUUUUCUAUUAAGGUUUCUUUACAUUUACUCAAAUAUGACACCUGGGUACAUUUUCCACUACUGGGAUCAGCUACUCCUCCCCCCAAUCCUAACCUUAACCAUUAGUGGAGGAAAUGCAAAACUGCCACAGAUCAGCAUCUAGAGGCAACUUUACCCUACACCUAUAGCUUAAUUCAUCAUUCAGAUACCUCACUGAAAGAAGGAUGCACAUUUGGAGAAAGAAGAAAACUUAUAACACCACACUUCUUUUGCUCUUCAGCAUAUAUCCAGUCGAAGGCAUCGGGAUGGAGUUGCAGGGAAGCCCAAUCCCCUCCUUAGCCGGCACAAGAAUCGCACAGACUUUGUGGUAAUGAUCCAAUUAUGUGUAUAGGCUAUAGCAAUACUUUUAAUCAUUAUUUGAUGAUUCAGUAAUUUAGCUCUGGAUUGUCAAAUAGACAGCAUACCACAGUCUGCCUCUUCUCUCACCUUUCUCAUUUUGACCUUUACACUGUUUCCCUCUCUGGAUCUCACAGUCAUCCUUCUCAAAGGAACUUCCAAAAACUCUGGGCCAUGGACUGUUGCCUAACCCCCUGGCUGUUGCUGUGGCGAUGGCAGCCGCUGCCUCCUCCAAUCAGCUGGCUCAGCUGCGUGCCCCUGGUCCCAUUUCUCACCCUCAGAACUACCACCCCCACCACCACCUCCUACAGGGCACACUACAAGGCACGCACCUCCGCCUCCUACGGCCCGCCCCUGGGCCUAUGCGCACCACCCAUGGGCCAAUCCUCUUCUCCCCUUAUUGACGGUGGUGGGAUGGGGGCCUAUCAGGAAGGAGCACACUGUGAAGUAAACAGGGAAAACCAUUGAUAGAUAAGACAGAUGUUAGAACAUUAAUAUUUGACAUAGGAAAGACUGUGCCUCUCCCUCUCCACCCUUCCACCCUUCCACCCUUCUUUGUUUGAAAACUUCCAAAGCAAAGGAUGGACAGCUUGCAGCCAUUUUAAAGAGGAAGGAUGCAUGACAGACUCAGAUGGACCUUCUGUCAACGCUUUCCCUCCCUUAACCCUCCUUCAACCUUCAGUUAAAAAUAUUUGUACAGGUCAAACAUGGCUGAGGCUGACUCAGUAGACUGAGCUCUGUUCUAUUUCAUGUUUCCUCCACAUCUCUGUAUUUCUGGUUCAGUGCUCACCCACCCAAAGCCAACUGCAAUAUAAGUUUCAUACAGUAAAACCCUGUUGGGGUGUUCAAUAAUCCAAGUGCAGUACCUACCUACAGGUGUAGGAUCUCAAUUUGAUCAACCUGUUGCAGAAGUAGUGUAUUUGUGUUUUAAAAAGGCCUAUGAAGUUUUACAUUUCCACUUUGAAAUUUCAGAC